UUUCUAAUGAUGAAGAUGGUGAGUACGACAGAGCUCUCGGACGUUUUAUGCGCAAUGAAAUCGACUACGACGAAUUUAUGCGUCUCACUGGUGGGCAAACAAUAGAGGAGGAAAUGGCAGCAGAUGGUGGAGGAGAUUCGAUGGAGGACGAAGAAGAUGAGUCUGGAACGGCAGAUGAAGUGCAGAGUCAGCCUAUCAAAGAUGAGUUCACUUCUCGUGCUGGUGGUGAUCUUCCCGUCCACAUAAGAAAUUUGAUGCAGGAAAUUGUAAACGACGAACUAGGCGCAUGUCGUGCUGAUGCCCUUCCAUCAGCAUUGCCGAUGGAGACUGAUGAACCAUCAACUUCUCAGCCAGCCGUCGCAGAUUUUUCAACAGAAAGGGAGCGUAUUCCCAGAAAACUCAGCAAAACAAUGGAUGCAUUGCUAGGACACGCUAAUGUGAUCUACGCAAGAGGAAAUACUAAAGAAGCUUUGGCAGUGUUGCUAGAGGCUAGUUCUAAUAAAAUGUCGGAUAAGUGCGCGUCAUUCUUUUCAAGCCCAAAAUCUUCAAAAACCAUCAGUUCUGCGAAUGCGCCUAUAUCAUUUUGAAA
Strongylus vulgaris is the source of this 589-nucleotide messenger RNA. The record is from the annotation of a GenBank genome assembly. Lineage: Eukaryota; Metazoa; Nematoda; Chromadorea; Rhabditida; Strongylidae.